Messenger RNA from Drosophila biarmipes, 3026 nucleotides. RefSeq names its product zinc finger protein 271. The record is from RefSeq and is a predicted model, not a curated record. Gene Ontology annotation, cellular component: nucleus. The transcript is spliced from 6 exons. NCBI's taxonomy places the organism in Eukaryota, Metazoa, Arthropoda, Insecta, Diptera, Drosophilidae. Bases 73 to 2886 code for a protein of 937 amino acids. Gene Ontology annotation, molecular function: zinc ion binding.
UUCAGUUGACAAAUCAGACACCUUUUGCUGUUAAAAACUUCUGCCAAAAACGUUGAAUAAAUGUGUUAAACGAUGACACGGACUUGCAGAAUAUGUGGCGGCGACGACGGUCGCUACUGGAUUGAGACGCCCGUGGAGAAGUACGCGGAGAAGACCUUCGGCCAGCUGCUGCUCGAGCUAACGAGCAUCGAGGUGGCCACGGCACAGGCGGAGAAGUUCCCACAGUGGCUGUGCAAUGAGUGCGCCGACAAGCUGGAGAGCGCCUACGACUUUGUUCUGAAGGCGCGCCAGACGCAUGAGCUGUGGCUACAGAAACUAGGCGACUCUGUGGACGGCGACGAUGAAAUGGAGGGCACCAAGGCCUUGGAGUGCCUCCGCGAGACACCCAUACACCUGUUCGACAUAGAGGGCGUGACCAUCAAGACCGAGGAACUGGAUGCCACGCAUCAAGUGGCCAAGGCUGAUCCUCUCGUGCGCACGCGCUUUGUCAAGCGGAGCAUCGUACACUUCAGCGAUUCGGAUGACGACCAGGACGAUGUGCCCCUGCGCCAGCGGAAGAUUUCCUCCUCGCUCUGCGCCUCUGAGCCGGCCAAGCAGAAUGUCUGCGAGCUGUGCAACAAGGCCUUCAGAUAUGUCACCAAUCUGUAUCGCCACAAGCAGAGGGACCACGGUAUUCUCGGCAAGAAUGGAGAAGACUACGAAGAAGACUACUACAAAUGCGACCAGUGCGAGAAGACAUACAAGUACGUAAUGGCGCUGGUAAAGCACAAGCACAGCGAGCAUGGAGCCAGUCUCCUGCCCUCCAAGACUUCCAGGCGAAAGCUACCCGGAAGGCCAUCGACAUUGCCCGAAGAUGCCAGUCCAUCUAGUCCAGCUUCCACCUCUGGCACCUCCACACAUCGCAGCAGGACCAACAACGACACCCUAGUGCACAGCAUAAUCAAAGCAGUGGAACUGUCGGACGAGGAUGGCAACAGCAGCGUGGACAACUACUACAAGUGCGAUCAGUGUAGCAAAUCCUACAAGUACAUAGUCAGCUUAAUUAAGCACAAACACAAGGAGCACUCUGACAAGCAGUCUGACAAGCAAUCGGAUUCAGAGGACGAUAAACCUCUGGCCUCCACAUCAGCCUCGGCAAUUGCAACACCUCCUAAGCCAUCGAGGAUCAACCGAAGAGUUGAUGGCUUCGACUACCACCGCUGCGAGCCGAAUGGCGCCAAGGAAAUAAAAUGCAUGAUCUGUUUGCGCCGGUUCACCAAACUGCGUGAGCUUAGGGAUCACCUGCAGGCACAUCCCACUGAUUUCAGCUUCGAUGCGCAUGGUGAGCCCAUUGAGCGCAUUGCCGAAGGAUUUUUCAAGACAGCCGUGGAGUCUACUGCGGAGGGCUUGAAGCGGCGCAUCCUUAGGGAUCUAAGGAUGGGCGUCUAUGGGCGCUACUACUCCAUCACAAAUCAAGCCCGAUACGAGAUGACACUGGACAGCUCGGAUACGGACAGUGAUGGCGAUGGCGAGUCGGAUGUUGUUAUCCGACGAAGCUACUCCUGCGAGCUGUGCGACUCUCCAGAGGCAAGGUGGCCGCGCAAGUACCUCUUGCACCAGCACCACCGCAAUGAGCACACCUGGCUGGACGCGCCACAUGUCUGCCAGCGCUGCGAUUCGCGGUUUCUCAGUGCUCAGCUGCUGGAGCAUCACACCAGCCAGCUAUGCCAGAAUACCCUGAAGCGCUUCAUGUGCGACAAGUGCCCCCAGCGAUUCUUUUGGCGCCGGAAUCUCCGCGCCCAUCUCGUCGAGCACAAGAGCAAGCAAGAGACCUAUCCAUGCGACCAAUGCUCCCGGAGCUUCCAGGACAAGAGCGCCGUAACUAAGCACAAGCUGAUGAUGCACCGGGACAGCAGCAUGCAGCUCAUGCCUUGUCGCUGGUGCACUCGCACCUUCUACCGCCCUGCCCUGCUGUACAAGCACUUGCAGAGGCACGGGUUCACUGGUCAGGAUCUGCCUCUGGCUGAAACCCUGCUGGCGGAUGCCUCAAAACCGGCCGGGCCGAAGAGCAUCCAAUGCAAAAUGUGUGACAUCCAGUUCAUCAGCGUGGCGGACUUGCGAAGGCACAUAUCCAUGCAGGGCCACACUGAUCAGCCAUCGGCCUACAUGAUCAGCACUGCAACUGGUUUUGAGCUCCUGCUGGAGGAUACGGAUGACAGUGAUGAGGAGAGCACGGGCAGAUCGUACACUUGUGACCUUUGUGAUCUGAAUUUCCGACGGCGAAGAGAAAUGAGUGAGCACCAGUAUUCGCUGCACAGCUUCGACAAACUGCCACAUUCCUGCGAGCACUGCAUUUUUAAGACUGUCGAUAAGCAUAUGCUGGAUCAACACCUUCGCACUCAGUGUAUGAAUACGGAAAAGAAGUUCGUCUGCCCGCGCUGUGGCUACAAGUUCAUGUGGGAGGAGAACCUGACCCAGCACUUGGCCACCCAGCAUCCCAAGCAACCCACCGUUCCAGAGCAGCAGCCAUCGCUUAGGCGAAAGCGGCGCUUCCGCUACCAGUGUCCCCAUUGCUGGCGCUCCUUUGUCGUGCAGCCCAGCCUGGAGAAGCACAUCCGGGACAUGCAUGUGGCCAAGAAGAAUCCGGGCAAGAAGUAUCUCUGCUCGCUGUGCGGCCUGGAGUCGCUGACGCCCAACAAGCUAAAUAUCCAUAUGCGGCGCCACAUGGGCGAAAAGCCCUUUAAGUGCGAUCUCUGCGACAUGCGCUUUACGGUCCACUACGAGCUGAAGGUUCACCGCCGGAAGCACACCGGCGAAAGACCCUACCAAUGCACCUUCUGCGCCAAGGACUUUGCACGACCCGACAAACUGCGGAGGCACGUCUUCAUACACAAUGUCAAGUCAUAGAGUAAUUAUUUUAAGGCUAUUUGAAAAUUGAUUCAAUAAAGCUAAGAUUAGAAUAAUUCCGUAGGUUCUAUUAAUUAAUGAAAGCAUAAAAAUAUUAAAGAAUCAUCCAGCUUUGGUGAUGUAUAAUUGAAAUGCAAUUC